Colossoma macropomum (tambaqui) is the source of this 1591-nucleotide messenger RNA. RefSeq names its product macrophage mannose receptor 1-like. The transcript has 5 exons. The record is from RefSeq and is a predicted model, not a curated record. The coding region runs from base 45 to 1004 and encodes 319 amino acids. NCBI's taxonomy places the organism in Eukaryota, Metazoa, Chordata, Actinopteri, Characiformes, Serrasalmidae.
CAGACAAAGCACUAGGAGACAGAAGAGUCACCAGGACUUCAGACAUGGACAAGAGUUUAUUUCUAGCACUGCUGAUCUCAGGUCUCUGUAGUGCAGCCUCAGCUCUCUCUCGGCAAUAUUACUUUGUGAAUGAGGGUAAGACUUGGUUGGAGGCUCAGAGGUACUGCAGAGAGAAGUACACUGACCUGGCUACUGUAGACAACAUGGAGGAGAUGAAGCAGCUGAUGGCAGCAGUAGAUCCUAAGUACAGUGGUGCUCUGUGGAUAGGACUGAACAAGGCCCCCCCAAGACGCUGGGGCUGGUCUUCAGGAGAGAUCCCACAAUACAUGAAUUGGAGAAGUCUGGAACCAGACGGUGGAGACAGAGAUGGACUUUGUGCAGCAAAAUAUCAGUCUAGUGGAUGGAUUGAUGCUAAUUGCACAAAUCUUUGGGAAUUUGUUUGCUACAGCGAACCGACUAAACAAUUUAUCCAUGUUAGCAAACGAGCCAGUUGGAGAAAUGCUCAGGAUUAUUGCCGAAAGAACUACACUGACCUGGCCACCAUUCACAAUGAGGAGGAACAUCAGCACGUUUCAGAUCUUCUGGGCAGUGUAGAAUACGCAUGGAUAGGCCUUUUCUUCGACAACUGGAAAUGGUCUGACCGACGAAGCACCUCAUUCCGCUACUGGAACGAAGGACAACCCUGGAGCCCCACAGGCAAUGCAAGCUGCGUCUCAAUGGUGACUACUUGGAAUAGACAAUGGGAUGACGCACUGUGUGACGUAAAGACACGUUUCAUGUGUUACAAAGCACCGAGACAACGCAUAGUGAAACUGACAAUAACCUCGAAUGGAAUAAAGGAUCUGAAUGACCCUGCUGUGAAGACAGCCAUACUGAGUCAGAUGGAGAAAAAAUUGAGAACACAAGAAGCGGGUAAUGACGCCACCCUGAGCUGGCGAGAGAAAAAUGGAAAGGUUUUCCAUUUGUACAAGAAGAGGAUGAUGAAGAACGACAAGUGUGUUUAAUGUACUCAUAUGUGUACAAGACGCAGGCAAUCCCAGUUUCCAGCUACCAAGCUUAAGAUACAAAUCAAAGCUCAGUCCAUCAUCAGAAGUCACCCCUUGUGAUGCUGAUAAAUACAUCAAUAGUAUACUUGAAAUGUAUACAGCGCACUAGGGGUGUUUUCAAAUUACAGUUUUUCCAAACCGCUUGCUCUGCGAGUUUGGUAUGUUUGGUCAAGUGUGCAACCUGUUUUCAACCCUGGGAGUAGUCCAGAGGACCAAUCUCUGGUCCUCCUGAAAUAGGUGGUCUGGUUUGCUUCCAGCUAACUCUGGUGUGGUCCGCUAUGCGUGUGGAAGCUAUCCGCUUCUGGUGGCAUGUGUGGGGCUGUGUGAUUGGUUAAUUCAGAUGCUUCACAUCACUUCACUUUCUACGUUUUGUGAAAAAAGAUUGCUGUGGACAGCAGAGGGGACAGAAUGCCAUAUGACAGUGCCAUGUUAUCACUAUUAUGCAUCAGUUUAUGCCUAGUAAACCUAAUAAAACACACUUUCCUAGGACUGGAGCAAGGUUGCUCUAAUAAGCUUACUUCUGCAGAGUGUUAAAGAGACAAAUG